UCGCUCUCACCACCCUGCGCUCUGAUUGGCUGCGCCCGCGCUUCGCUCCUCUCCGAUUGGACGCUGUUUGGCUGCCAGGCGGAGGGAGGAGGGAGGGGUUGGGUGUUGCCUCGGUGUGCGAGCUUCAUUCCAGUGUUGAGCUCUCUCCUGAACCGUCGCUUCGUCCUUCUGCUGCUCCUCUUGCUGUGCCUCUCUGCGCCGAACAGACCGAGUCCCGGAGCAUCAUGGGAGUGGAAGGCUGCACCAAAUGCAUCAAAUACCUGCUCUUCUUCUUCAACUUCAUCUUCUGGCUUACUGGAGGUGUAAUCCUGGGAGUGGCCCUGUGGUUGAGACACGACCCCAAGAUCUCCACCCUGCUGGGUCUCGAAUAUGAUGGAAACCACGCCCCCAGCACCUUCUACAUCAGUGUCCACAUUCUGAUCGCGGUCGGCGCGGUGAUGAUGGUGGUCGGCUUCCUCGGCUGUUACGGCGCCAUCCAGGAGUCGCAGUGCCUGCUGGGAACUUUCUUCGCCUGCCUCGUCAUCCUGUUCGCCUGUGAGGUUGCAGCUGGCAUCUGGGGCUACAUGAACAGGGACACGGUUACAAAGGAGAUGAAAAUCUUCUACGACAACGCCUACGACAGCGCAAUUAACAGCAAUAUGCAGGAAAAGAACAAUGCCGCCGCCGUUGUCCUGAAGGCCUUCCAUGAGACGCUGAGCUGCUGCGGUAAAGGCACAGGCACUAACCUCCUUACACAGCUCACAGACAUAACUGGAAUUACCAGUAUUUGCCCCAGUAAUACAUUCACGAGCUGCCACGACAGAAUCAACGAGCUGUUCCACGAUAAGAUUUACCUGAUCGGCAUCGCCGCGCUGGUGGUCGCCGUUAUUAUGAUCUUCGAGAUGAUCUUCAGCAUGGUGUUGUGCUGCGGGAUCCGCAACAGCCCCGUGUACUAAAGCGCCGGGGCUCCGGCCAAUGAACGAGGAGAGGACGACCUCGCCCUCUCCUUCGUUUGUUUGUUUUUUUUAUAACCAGGAAAUGCCACAUGUAUUGCUUGCUGGAUUUUAGUCAGCUGUUAAAGACAAUAUCCUGUUUUUCUUACACUGUCAAAGAUCAUUUUUUAUUGUUAUUUUGUUAGUCACAGAUGCUGUUAUGCAUAUUAGAGCAGUGUUUAAUGUAGAUAUGCUGUCACACACGGUCCAGGUGCUGUAAUCUGAUUAGUUUACUGCUGUCCUGCCUACGUCCACGCUCUCAUAUCGGCCUUUUCUGGAUGUUAUCCCCACGUUUUCUGUAUAAACUGUAUAUAAAUAUAUGUGGACAGUGCUUCAUGUCUGCCUGAGCAUGGAGGUUGUUUAUCAUGAGCUUUGUUCACAAACACUCUGUGGAUUGAUCCAGACUGAAGGCAUACAUGACCGGCGCGCUCUCUCACACACAGACACACACACACACAGACACACACACACAGACACACACACACACACACACACACACACAGACACACACACAGACACACACACACACACACACACCCCUCUGGUCAUACUGUGGGAUGUUGUCAGGAAAUGAAAUGUUUAAUCUGAAGCUGUAACCAAAGUCCGUGACCUCUGACCCCGUUUGCUUUCUUUCUGCGGUGGUAAACUAUGAUCGUCAUGUCAGAAUCAGAGCCUCAGAGUUUAAUGUUCGGCUCACUCCUGCAGUCGUGUACUGGUCACGUGUGUUUCCCAGCAAACCGGUUGUCCUGGUAGGCAGCUGGUUGUGUUUGCUCACAAAUAAAACUAUGGGCUGCUAAAAAGGAUUCAAAGCAGAAAUUUAAAAGCCCACAAAUAAUAAUUAAUGUUGCAUCUUAAAUUCAUGUCAUAUUUGGCACAUUUGAGUCAUUUUGUGCAUUUUGCCCUUAUUUUGAAAUCCCCGUACUUACAGCCCGUCCGGUUGAGCCUCGUCAGUCUAAUCUGACAUGUUUAUGUGGUCAUCGUCCCUCCACCUUCGUUAGCCGCGCACUAGCAGUUCAUCUGUUGUGUUGUCGUCAUGGUAACGAGCGUGGCUCUAUCGGCGCCGUCCGAGCUGACCCGUGCACGUGCAGAGCGCCUUCCGUCCCAACUGUUCCCGCCUCAUCGGCCGACCGCUAGCUGCACAGCCCCGCGGGCCUCUAACCUCUCCUUUAAAUCAUAGCGUCUCGUGUAACCCUCCAUAUAAUCGUAGCUUUUCUCAACCAAUUAAAACUUUGCCUUGUUAACUAAGUGGCGCUGGACAGUGCGACGUACAGCUCUGAUGUAUCGUACUAAUGAAAAUAAUGACGGCUGUAGAAACAGUGUAUGCCUUUCUUCUCUUUGUAUCGUAAUAUCUGUCUGGUACGUCAUCACAGGAGGAAGGGGAAGGUUUUGUGACAGCGCCGAUGAAGCGUUGAUGCUGCCUUUUGAAUAACCGCUGCAUAAAUCUCCUCUCUGCUCUGUAGACUUUGGUUUGCCCAAAUAUAAAGGGAAUAAAUGUAUUUUACAAAUAA
Maylandia zebra (zebra mbuna) is the source of this 2479-nucleotide messenger RNA. Its product is annotated as CD81 antigen. Gene Ontology annotation, cellular component: plasma membrane. Lineage: Eukaryota; Metazoa; Chordata; Actinopteri; Cichliformes; Cichlidae. The record is from RefSeq and is a predicted model, not a curated record.